This is a messenger RNA of Linum tenue, 650 nucleotides long. The record is from the annotation of a GenBank genome assembly. Lineage: Eukaryota; Viridiplantae; Streptophyta; Magnoliopsida; Malpighiales; Linaceae.
ACAGCAACAACACAAAAUCUUGAAAUUAAUUAAGAAUCAAUUACUAAAAGGAUGAGGCCAAUUACCUUUCUUGUCACUAUGACCACUGUUGCUGUCAUCUUGUCUACCACCAAUGCGACAUUUGGUGGAUGGGAAUGGGAGCCGAUAAAGAACUUGAAGGAUGAGCACGUCAAAGAGAUUGCCGAGUACGCAGUGGAGGCUUACAAUAUGAUAUCUAAUUCUUUCCCGAUACAACUAGUGAAAGUCGAGAAAGGAAAAAUCCGAUAUGCUGGUGGCACGAACUACAAGCUCGUCGUGGCGGCGGUUGUACCGGAAACGGGAAACAUGGUAAAACUAUACGAAACCGUUGUCCAUGAGAAUAUUUUUUAUGCAAAGAAAGUUGUAUAUUUCAGACAGUUGUUCAAAUCAGCACCGACCCCUGAAAGUUAGUAGCUUUUUAUUUUAAGUUUAUUAAAUAAAAUUAUGAAUAAUAGGUAGCCAUAAGCUUAUGGAAGUAUACAUUUGCCUCCCUUGCAGUUACAUUCGUAGUUUUUAUUCUAGUGAUUGAUAUAGUACAACUAUUGACUUCUUCUCCUUUUGCAUUCAUUUGAUCAUUGAUAUUUAGGACAUGCAAAAUGGUAAUUACAGUGCAGUGCAAUCCCUUAUACCGU